Messenger RNA from Daucus carota subsp. sativus, 1831 nucleotides. RefSeq lists its product as uncharacterized. The record is from RefSeq and is a predicted model, not a curated record. NCBI's taxonomy places the organism in Eukaryota, Viridiplantae, Streptophyta, Magnoliopsida, Apiales, Apiaceae. Bases 165 to 1649 code for a protein of 494 amino acids. The transcript is spliced from 9 exons. Gene Ontology annotation, biological process: mRNA splicing, via spliceosome. Gene Ontology annotation, molecular function: RNA binding. Gene Ontology annotation, cellular component: RES complex; U2-type spliceosomal complex.
UAGUUUAAUUGCUGGCUGCGAGCCUGCGAUUCAUCCAUCGCUCUCCUCGAUCGCCGAUUCCCCGUUAGCUCUGCUGCCGUUAUAACUCGGAGAAUACACACAACAAUCCGUGUUGAAUAUUGUGGUGUCUCACUUCUGAAACAGUGUUUAAUCAAGAAUAAGAAAUGGCUUCGUCACUUAAAGAAUACCUCAAAAAAUAUCAGAGUAGUGAUGAUGUUGAGAAGAAAAAGAAGAAGAAGAAGAAGAAUCAGAAGAAACCUGAUGUGACUGGGGUCCUCCUUGUUGAUGAGGAUCCUGUAUGGCAAAAACCAGUAGUACCUGAAGAAGAAAAUGAUGAUGAUUCAGCAGAUGAAGAGAAGCCCCAGGUUGAUGAAGAUAUUGAAGUCAAGCGUAUGAAGAGACUUGAGCAAUUAAAGGCGAGACGUCCUUAUGGUCUCAUUUCUGAUGAUGGAAGUGGCUGGGUUUCAGUCAAUAAUGCUCCUCAGAAGCUAGUUGACUCUAAUUCUGAUAUGUCUCCACCACGAAAACGAAGAUCUAGGAAUGACACACCUUCACCAGAACCUGAAUUAAAGCCUUCUGAUGCAGAAGGAACUGAUCAGUCACCACCACGACAGAGACGGAGGCGUUACCACAGUCCCUCAGAUUCAAUGGAUGAGAAGGUGGAUUUGUCUCCUCCACGAAAGCGUAGGGCAAGUUUAAAUACUCAAUCACCAGAACGGAUCCAAACCACUUCAAAGUCGGAGCACAAAGAUUUGGAUAUGUCACCACCACGGCGUCGAAGUCAUGUAUCAGAUACUGUUCUUUCUCCCCGACGAGGACAUCGAGACUCCCCAAGUCGAGUUAAUUCACGUUUGUCUCCUGGGGAAGAUCUUUCACCAACAAGGAAACGUAGAUCAGGUAAUCCACAAUCCCAAAUAUCAGAUCUCUCUCCUCCAAGGAAAAGCAGAAAGGACCAUUCUCCGCCAAGAAAACAGUCAAAGGAAACCACAUCCAGGGCUGAACAAAGAAAAACUGGUCUGGUUAGCGGAAAAGAUGUGACAGAAGAGGUUCUGAAAGCAAAAAAAGAAGAAUUUCUUAGGUUUAAAGCAAAGGACCCUUCUAUUACUGGACAAGGUGCUGAGCCUAUUUAUCGUGAUAAGAAAACAGGACAGCGCCUCACAAAGGAUGAGUUUCUGAAAUCACAAAAGAAGGAUGAGAAGCCAAAGGAGGUUAAGCUGGAGUGGGGUAAGGGUUUGGCUCAAAAGAGGGAAGCUGAAGCAAGGCAGGAGGAGCUCGAACUCGAGAAGGCAAAACCGUUUGCACGGACUAGAGAUGAUCCAGAUCUUGAUAGAAUGUUGAAGAAUAAAACCAGAUGGGGUGAUCCAAUGGCUCAUCUAGUCAAGAAAAAGCAGGAUGAGCUGGUGUUGCCAGACAUGGGAGAUGAUGAGAAGAUGAAAGCAUCCGGUUUUAUUGUUCCUCAAGAGAUACCUAGUCACAGCUGGCUUAAAAGAGGAUUUGAGGCCGCACCAAAUCGCUAUGGUAUAAAACCUGGGAGACAUUGGGAUGGUGUCGACCGCAGCACGGGAUUUGAAAAGGCAAUGUUUAAGAGAAUGAAUGAGAAACAAGCAACAGAAAAAGAGGCUUAUUUGUGGUCUGUUGCUGAUAUGUGACCACUGAUUUUCUUUUUCUAAUACAAGUUGCCCCCAGGUAUUGCAACUUGUUUAAAAAAGGAUUUUAUUUGGGAUGUUUAAAGUUGAUAUGAUCGGUUUCUGAAUUUGUUGUAAAUACUAAAAGGGUCUAUGUAGUCAAUAUAGUUGAAACUGUAUUGCCUAAGGAGUAGAAUUGAAUCGUA